AAGCGUUUACACGACUUAGUCAAUUUCAGCGUGGUGUGUUUCGUCUUGUCAUAUUUUGUUUAACCGGCAGCAACCAAAAAUGAAGAUUGAAGAGGUUAAAAGCACGACAAAAACCCAGAGGAUAGCUUCCCACAGUCACAUAAAAGGUCUAGGACUUGAUGAGAAUGGCUAUGCUAUUCAAUCCGCCGCCGGUUUGGUUGGACAAGAACUAGCUCGAGAGGCUGCAGGUGUAGUGGUUGAACUGAUCAAGUCAAAGAAAAUGGCAGGCAGAGCCAUGCUCUUAGCUGGGCCUCCAGGAACUGGAAAGACUGCCUUAGCCCUGGCCAUCGCCCAGGAACUGGGAACUAAGGUACCCUUCUGUCCGAUGGUAGGGAGUGAGGUGUACUCCUCAGAAAUCAAGAAGACAGAAGUCCUGAUGGAGAACUUCCGCCGGGCCAUCGGACUGAGGAUCAAAGAGACCAAGGAGGUUUACGAGGGGGAGGUGUCGGAACUGACCCCUGUAGAAACAGAGAACCCCAUGGGAGGCUAUGGAAAGACAGUCAGCCAUGUUGUAAUUGGGUUAAAAACAGCAAAGGGAACAAAACAGCUGAAACUAGAUCCAUCUAUAUAUGAGAGCCUACAGAAAGAGAAAGUAGAAGUAGGGGACGUGAUUUACAUAGAGGCCAACAGUGGAGCUGUCAAGAGACAAGGUCGAUCAGACAGCUAUGCCACAGAGUAUGAUCUAGAGGCAGAGGAAUAUGUCCCCCUCCCCAAAGGGGAUGUCCACAAAAAGAAAGAGGUCAUACAGGACGUCACACUCCAUGACCUUGACAUUGCUAAUGCCCGACCACAGGGAGGACAAGACAUUAUGUCUAUGAUGGGUCAGCUAAUGAAACCAAAGAAAACAGAAAUUACAGACAAGCUGCGGAAGGAAAUCAACAAGGUUGUGAACAAGUAUAUUGAUCAGGGUAUUGCUGAACUGGUGCCAGGUGUUCUGUUCAUUGAUGAGGUUCACAUGUUGGAUAUUGAGUGUUUUACCUACCUCCACAGAGCAUUGGAGUCCACCAUAGCACCUAUUGUGAUAUUCGCCACCAACCGUGGAAAGUGUACCAUCAAAGGUACAGAAGAUGUUGUAGCCCCCCACGGUAUACCCCUGGAUUUGUUAGACAGGGUGAUGAUCAUCAGAACGUUACCUUACUCCCAGGAGGAAAUGGUGCAGAUUCUGAAAAUCCGAUCUCAGACAGAGGGAAUACAGAUAGAUGAUGAAUCCUUGGCACAGCUGGGACAAAUUGGUGUUCAAACAACUUUAAGAUACUCUGUACAGCUUUUGACACCAGGAAAUCUUCUGGCCAAGAUUAACGGAAAGGACGCCAUUUCCACCGAGGAGAUAGAAGAAAUUAACAAACUGUUUUAUGAUGCCAAGUCUUCAGCCAAAAUCCUGGCAGAGCAAGAAGACAAAUACAUGAAGUGAAAACUGUGUGUUCAAAAACAGUGACAGAUCAGAACAAAGUGAUAGAUUGUGAACCUUUUCUAUUGGAAUCCAUGAACAAACUGCUGUCGACAUUGCAACAUUGCCCAGGCUUUGUCUCAUGAGAAGAAAUCUCACUUCAUGUUGCAUUUUCUCAUCAGCUGAUACAUUUCUCUUUAUAUGUACAUGUACAUAAUGCUGCAUUAAAUUUAUUGAAAACAUAAA
This is a messenger RNA of Saccostrea echinata, 1672 nucleotides long. Its product is annotated as ruvB-like 1. Gene Ontology annotation, molecular function: ATP hydrolysis activity; ATP binding; DNA helicase activity. The record is from RefSeq and is a predicted model, not a curated record. The transcript is spliced from 10 exons. Lineage: Eukaryota; Metazoa; Mollusca; Bivalvia; Ostreida; Ostreidae. Bases 80 to 1450 code for a protein of 456 amino acids. Gene Ontology annotation, cellular component: Ino80 complex; Swr1 complex; NuA4 histone acetyltransferase complex. Gene Ontology annotation, biological process: chromatin remodeling; regulation of transcription by RNA polymerase II; box C/D snoRNP assembly.